This is a messenger RNA of Orbicella faveolata, 1135 nucleotides long. RefSeq lists its product as uncharacterized. Lineage: Eukaryota; Metazoa; Cnidaria; Anthozoa; Scleractinia; Merulinidae. The record is from RefSeq and is a predicted model, not a curated record.
UACUUCACAGCUCCACCUACAGAGACAGAAGUACCACAAGAGCAACCCAAACUGCCAUAUAAGGUUGUAGGUCCUCUGGGAGGUCACCCACACCCGGGACCUCCAGCUGCAUACAACCCUUGUCCCCAGCCUCGAUACUGUGAUCCCGCCAGAUGCAAAGAUCCGAUUGGAUGUGCCCCAUCGUGCAGUGAAACCUGUUGCGCGGACGUCCUCAUUCCGCCCCCUACCCCACCAGUGGGAUCAGGGGCAGGCCCGUGCCCGGACACAUGUGCCCCAUCCUAUCUACCUAGCUGCUGUAUGGGAGCACAACCUCCAUUGGCACCCCAGCCAUUUCCCCCUAUGGGACCCCAGCCGGUAUAUCCCCCCAUGGGACCCCAGCCGGGGUACCAACCACCAGCUGGUUACGCUCAACCCGCAGUCAUUCCGCAGUCGCCACCGGCGUCAUGUGAUCAGAGUUGCUACGCAACAAACUGUGCUCCACCUUGCCCAGCACAGUGCUGUCGCAGAAAGAAGUCCGUGAUUCAUCACCACCGCAGCCGCAAGACGAGAGCGCUAUUGUCAGGCAUUGCAAUGUGUCACUAGCAUUUCCAAAUAAAAACACAGUGGUUGAAGUCCCACUUAAAGUGAACUAAAGUCAAUCCAAAUGGAAGCAAGCUAUAAAUGUGUUUAUAGUUAUAAAAAUAUGAGAUUGAGACGUUCGCCUCUCUCGUGACAACUGAAGGGACAUUUCAUCGAACAACAGUUUCCACGCCACUGGUGUUUAUUCUGCUCCAGUGUAGAAGUUUUUAGGAGUGAGAGACGAAGGACAGCUAGGAAGGACAUUUAUAAUUUACCCGCACAUUAGUUUCGAUGGUUGUCAUAUUUGUCUUCUUGUUUCGAGCAUAUUCUCUGUUUCGAUAGUUGAAUAAACAAUCAAAUUUCUUUUUAGCAAGUGGUCACCAUUGUAAACGCCCCAACUUUACGUUCUUCAAAGUACAGCCUAUUUCCUAGUUGACUUAAAAUGGCUUUUGUGAAAGUAAUGUGCCUAAUACACUCCUACUUCCCUGAGCGACCCUGUGCGACUAUCUCCCAGACAACGACCACUUUCUCACAUUAAAUACCAAACUUUAACUUGUCAAAUCAAUCUAGUUGGAAC